This is a messenger RNA of Cylicostephanus goldi, 276 nucleotides long. Lineage: Eukaryota; Metazoa; Nematoda; Chromadorea; Rhabditida; Strongylidae. The record is from the annotation of a GenBank genome assembly.
AUGCAUAAAUACAUUCCUGUGUUGAGCAUCUUCGAGAUUGCACAAAGUGCCACACCUUUUAUGUCGGCAUCAACGAGUCAACCUCCAAAACAGAUUGCUCGGAUACGAAUUCCACAAACGGAGUUUGUUGCUGUCACUGCAUAUCAAAACAAUACCAUUACACAGUUGAAAAUCGAACAUAACCCAUUUGCUAAAGGAUUUCGAGACGGUGGCGAACGCAAACGAUCCACGCCAGAAAAUUGCCUGGUGAGUUUUCAAAAACAGAUAAAUCUAUAA